Molecule: messenger RNA, 1026 nt
Organism: Amphimedon queenslandica
Lineage: Eukaryota; Metazoa; Porifera; Demospongiae; Haplosclerida; Niphatidae
Exons: 6
Coding region: 288-974 (228 amino acids)
Source: RefSeq, a predicted model, not a curated record
GAGAGGGACAAGGAGCAGGAGGACAAGAAGGAGGAGCAGGUAGAGGAGUAGCUGGAGGGAAUGAAGAAGAGAAAGAUGAUGAGAAUGGAACAAUUGCUUUAGAAUCAUGUGACCAACCAAACACUUCAUCAACACUUAUUGUAUCUACUCAUUCCACUGGUAUACCUGAAGCUACAGUGUAUGCUGGACAAGUGUUUUAUGAACGAGCAGAUUUACUGAGAUUCACUGCUGCUAGAGAUUUGAAUGCCUUACGUCAGUAUAUAAAGCAGACAUAUGCCAUUCGUGAAAUGGAUGAGGAUUUUACAUUCCAGCUUAAUCCAUCUCUGAAAUAUGCUUGUGUUCAGUUAAUAUUUGAUGGUCAACAGUUGAAGCCAACAACUGGCUGGACUGUUAGUCCUCAUAAGAAUCCUUGUCUGAUUAGAGAACGUGACAUACUUGGUUUUGGUGACAUUAGUACUACAAUCCCUCCAUCUUGUCUGGUAUCAAUAUAUGCUGAGAAUAGUCCCCAUACUGUACCUAACUUGAGUUAUUCUGUACCAUUGAAAGGUGUACAGGAACAAAUGGAAAUUAUUAUUAACAGAUCACUGAGAAAUAUUUCAUCAUCAGAUCCUGUUAAUAUCAACAGAUCACCUCCUUCAGCUCCUCCUCCUCCUACUCCAAGCGGUACAUUUAGAGGUGAUAUUGCUCAUAGAGUAAUGACAGAAUGUACUUCAUCAAUAAAGGACUGUGGGAUUGAUAUCAGCUUUUUAGUCGACAAGUUGCUGGAACACAAAAUUGUAAAUUCAAGAGAGAAAAGGAAAAUAACUGCUAGAGAAACUGACGAUGACAAAAUGGAUGAAUUGCUUCACAUCAUUUUGAGUUCUAUUCAUAUGAAUGGAAAAGUGUUUGGUAUAUUCAUAGAUAUACUGAGAGAGGAAGACACUUUGAGAACUAUUGCACUAGCUGAUACACUAAUGGACAAAUACAAGGAAUAAAACCAAAUAAUACGAUUUUAUGUACCUUUUUUCUAUUUUUUUUUUAUUUUUA